AAAAACAUACCAAAAAAUGUAUUUUAUUCAAUUUUAUUUGCUUUAAAUGCCAUCCAAUAAUAUGGUGGGGGACUUGGACUUGUAUGACUUCAUUCUUUUUAAAGCACUCAGUUUUACUUUCAAUUGUUACACUGCAGACUGAUAUGCUCACUGGGCCAUUUUAAUGGUUUACAUUAGUCAUGUGACCCAUGUUUCACCUGAUAUUGUAACUGGAGGCUGCACCAGGUGGGGCUUUAGGACUCAUGUUGCUAUGGUAACUGUUCAUCUGGCCACAGUAGUGUAGACUUGGUGACUCGCACUGUCAUGACUAAGGGCGAGCAUGGCCCAACACUUCAACGCACCAGUAACUCCGCGGGCACACCUCAAGUGGUAAUGUACGAAGGAUGCCGUACGAUGCCUUUGCACCUGAACGCAUCGACCACUGAAGCCUUCAUGGUCGAGGGACUCUCAAACUGCAACCAGCGUGGGCCCGACUGCAUCGGUGGUUCCACAUACGGCGGCUUUGGGAUGGGAGCCGCUUCAGGACGACUCCCGUUCAGGCAACAAAUGCGGACAUUUCCAACGAUUCAACCGAGUUAUGGCGUGUUGGAGAAAAAUGUCUUCCGUCCACUAAGACACAACCAUGUGCACCAACAGGGAGAACAGCAGCCUUUUGGCCUCGCCAAGAUGCUGCCCCACGGCCAUUCAUGGAGGCCCUUCACCCUGAGCCACUCUGAGAGAUAUAAACCCAAUCUCACCGCGGCUGCCUCGUUCCCGACCACGUUGGUCCUCAGAGGCUUGAGCACAUUGCCGGCGCAGGACUGCAAGAACAGCAGGCCCAAAGUCAACUAUCCAACCUUCAACCUCCUGACCCUUGAAGACAAUCUGAAGAGUCACUCCUACCCAGACCCAAUGGUGGGAGCCUCCCGCCCGUUCCUCCACAGGAUAUCUGAACUGUCGUGUUUAGCUGGCGAGACAGCAAGACAGGAAAAAGUCAAGAAAACGAGGCAGCCCAGAAAGUCCUCGUCAUCCUGACAAUCACAGUCAAAAUGCUCCGGGAGGGAAAGUGACUCGACUGAAGCCCGUCAAACCUUGUGGGCGCCUUGUUCCUUUCGGUGGCUCCUUGUCACGGCUGUUUUGUCUUCGCUGGUGCUGGUUUGUUGUAUAACGUGGCUACUUGUCACGUUCUCUCAUUUAUGACCCCCCCUUCACCUGGAUUUCCCAUAAAGUCUGGACUAGGGAAAGGGUUGAUGAGUUCCAUUUUAAAACGUGCAUGUCUGUUUUCUUUGUCACCUCAAGAACUUGGUCGUUCAAUGAUGAUCAAAUGAUGUACAGUGUGCAUUACAAACUCCAUAGCUCAAUAUAGUGCACAUGAAUGGUGUGCUGUUUAUGGUCAUUUGGGUCAUAAGACUUCCGGAAGUUCAUAAUUAAAAUGUAUGUGCUUUGUUAUUUACACUGGCUACUCUGUUAUGUUAUUCCCUUGGGUUGAUUUUGUGCUAGAAGAAAAGAGACGUUAUAUGGUGUCUUGUUGGUGACUCAACAGCGCCCUCCUGUGGUUUGGAGUGGAAGCAGUUUAGGGGGAGAGUGUUGUGAACGCACGCAUGCUGUAUGAGGAAAUAC
Molecule: messenger RNA, 1599 nt
Organism: Doryrhamphus excisus (bluestripe pipefish)
Lineage: Eukaryota; Metazoa; Chordata; Actinopteri; Syngnathiformes; Syngnathidae
Gene: lg5h8orf89
Product: linkage group 5 C8orf89 homolog
Source: RefSeq, a predicted model, not a curated record